Messenger RNA from Sinocyclocheilus grahami, 2519 nucleotides. RefSeq names its product tudor domain-containing protein 3-like. Gene Ontology annotation, molecular function: RNA binding; protein binding. NCBI's taxonomy places the organism in Eukaryota, Metazoa, Chordata, Actinopteri, Cypriniformes, Cyprinidae. Gene Ontology annotation, biological process: mRNA processing. The coding region runs from base 149 to 2302 and encodes 717 amino acids. The transcript has 12 exons. The record is from RefSeq and is a predicted model, not a curated record. Gene Ontology annotation, cellular component: cytoplasm; nucleus.
AAGAAGACGAAGCGGAAGUGACGUCAUCUGUCUUUAUCCCGCUGCAGCGCCAGCUAACGCUGUAGAAAUGAAUCCCGCUUAGCACACGAGGGGAUUUCAGCGCUAUUUCAGACAGUGAUUCCGUGCAGACUCGUCAGUGUGUGUGAAGAUGUGCGAUCUGAGCUCAGCGCUCAUUAAAGAGGGCUGGUACCUUACAGAUGAAGGAAUAGAGGAGUGUAAAAGUUCAACAGAGAAGACGAAAACAUCACCGACUGACAUUAUCCAAGUAGCACUAAACAGUGAUCUGAGACCAAUCGGAAAGAGCUUCCUGCCAACUGACAUCAACAGUGGACGAAUAGAAAAGUUGGAGGGCCCUUGUGUCCUUCAGGUACAAAAGAUUCGUAAUGUCGCCGCUCCUAAAGAUCACGAGGAGUCGCAGGGGGCGCCCAGAAUGCUGCGUCUGCAGAUGACAGACGGACACACGUCAUGCACCGGCCUAGAGUACAAACAUCUGUCCAAAAUCAGUCUGAACACUCCUCCUGGAACCAAAGUGAAGCUCCUGGGGGCUGUUCAGGUUAAAAAUGGCCUCCUGCUAUUGGACGAUUCCAAGAUCACGGUUCUCGGAGGCGAAGUGGAUCACAUGAUCGAGAAGUGGGAGUUUCAGAGGAGCCUGGCCAAACACAGCCGAAGAAACAUUGGUGCAGAAGGCGGACCUCCUCCAUUCGUUCCCUUUGGACAGAAAUGUGCUCAUAAGGAGCAGGUGGACAGCAGCGCUCUGGAUCAGAGGAAGACCCUGCAGAGCACUAACACGGUCAAAUCUGCUGAAGACAACGAUGAGUUUGAGAAACAAAGAACCGCUGCUAUCGCAGAAGUCGCCAGGAGUAAAGAGACGCGUACGUUCGGCGGUGGAGGCAAUGCAGGCGGAAACCUCGCCAAUCCAGGAUCCACCUACAAGAACCGAGACACCUAUCAAAGAAGACGAGAAGAGGGAGAAAAGCCGUGGACGGAGAACAAGUCGGAAGGAGUUUACAGAGAUUUGGUUGAUGAGCGAGCUUUGAGGGACAUCAUGGAGAUGGGCUUUAACCGAGAGGAGGCCAGACAGGCCCUGCUGGAUAACAACAAUAACAUGGAGGUGGCCCUCAACUGCCUGCUCACCGGAACAAACCAGCCCAAAGUGGCCCAGAUGGAGCAGAGCCGCCCACCACCUCGAGGAAAGGGUCGUGGAAGGGGACGCUCCAGACAAGAUGAGGAUGAGGAAGCAGGAGGAAGGCCAUCUGGGCCCAGCACAUUGUUUGACUUCCUGGAGUCAAAAAUGGGGACGUUGUCCAUUGACGAGUCAAAGAACCAACCUUCACUACAAAACCAUCUAUAUAAGAUGAUUUUCCCCAGCACUGAUCAAAUGUCCAGAGAUGCUGCCCAGUCCAAACACCCUUCCCGCAACGAGGGGCGCUCGCAGAGAAACGACAGGCCUCCACGUUUCCAGAAGGACGGAGACUUUCCUAAACCCAGCGCGGCCUUCUCCAGCGUCUCCCAGCCGCAGAAAUGGAGGGACAGGGAAGAGCGAACGGGAAGAGGAGGAUCAGAGCGAUGGAAGAACGACUCUCAAGAUGCUAGACAUACAUACACCUCGAUGGGGAAGUCCAGGGAACAGCAGGGUAGCUAUGGAAAGGAAUAUAGUGGGUCAAAAAGCUUCCAGCAGGAACCACAUAACGGCGGAUUGAAAGAGCAGGAUGGGACAGGACCUGCUUCGUUUAGGAAAAACCAAUCAAAUGGAUCCGCGGCACCCAAAUCCUCAAAUCCUGCUGGCUCGGAUCAGAAGGACAACAGAAGGAAAGGCAAGCUGGAAAGACCGAAUUCAGGCUACUUUGAGCGUUCCCACGAUGCAUCGAAAAAUGACUUUUCGCCGGACGCUGGAUUGGGUCAGUGCAUCAAAGUGGGCAGGUUUUCAAACGCGCAGCUCCCUAAUGGUGAUUUAGAACACAGACGGACCGGUCCAAUCAAGCUGCAGUCUUCAGCACCGCCUCAAAAACAAACCAACAUGCAUAACUCCGCCCCCAAGAAACCAUCCGGACCAAUCAAAGGUCAGAGAGAGACGGCGGACACAAAUGAUCACGUAAACUGGAGAGCUGGUGACCAGUGUCUAGCGCUGUACUGGGAAGACAAUAAGUUUUAUCGGGCGAGAAUCGACGCCAUCCACCCGUCUGGAUCCACGGCUGUGGUUGUGUUCAGCGACUACGGCAACUGCGAAGAAGUUCUGCUUCACAAUAUCAAACCUCUGCACAUGGAUGUGUGGGUAAGCAACAGAUUGAGCUCCAAGCCUUGAGCUCUGCUACAAAACCUAGAGCAUUUUGAAGCAUCACGGGUGCCAACGUGAAGGCUGUUCAAUAAUUUGCUGCCUUCUAAAAUACUUUCUUUUAGCAACCAUAUCAUUUGGGAACAUUGUACCAAAGUGAGAGAAAUGGUGCUUUUAAAUAUUCUUGCUUUCUUUCUUUCUUUAUGGUGGUGGCUGAGGAGAGACCCCCUCAUAUGAUUGUAAAGCA